UCUGCCUGUCAGUCGCGCAGACAGAAGAAACAGAGGAGCGGAGGGACGCUCUUCUUGUGAAGAACGGAUAUGUUUCUAUCUCCGCCGCCGGCUCUGGAAUAAACAGGCUUUUUCCUCGCCGUCUUUCCGUGAGAUAGCACAGCCCGGGUCGGCUCAGAGAAGGACAUAGACAUCUAGUGUCCGUCGGGAAAAUAAGGUUUUUUUGCACUGGGUCCGGUGUCUCUCUCCCCUUGUCCUCCCCUCCCCUUCCCUCUCACUGCUUUUACACCCUUCGAUCCUGCUACGCUGCUAAGAGGCACUGAUGCCCAGUUCGCUCUUCGCCGAUAGCAGCGUCCAGGGAGAUGCACUGGACGACCAGAGAGCCCUGCUGAUCACUCUGGAUCAGCUCUCCCUGCUGGGCUUGGACAACGAUAAUCCCCUGUACGACAACAACCAGGAGCCCCGGAAAAAGAGCGUCAACAUGACCGAAUGCGUCGCGGUUCCGAGCUCCGAGCAUGUGGCCGAGAUUGUGGGCAGACAGGGUCCCAGAGGAGCUAAUUGGAGAACCCAUCCAGAUGUGGUUUUCUGUGUCCAGCUUUACAUGAAAUAACUGUCACAAUUUCCAGGAUGGCUCUUUCCACUCCUGCACCUUACUGCUUUGUUUAGCCUUUUCUUUUCUUUUUUUUACUCCACAACACCAUAACAGGUUCUAUCAGUAUAAAUACUGUUACAAUAACAAGUCAUUCACAACAACUUUUACAUUUGUAAUCUUUUAAGAUUGAUGUUUUCAUGAAUGCAAGACACAAUUUUAAAUAGUUAAAUUAUU
Molecule: messenger RNA, 805 nt
Organism: Micropterus dolomieu (smallmouth bass)
Lineage: Eukaryota; Metazoa; Chordata; Actinopteri; Centrarchiformes; Centrarchidae
Product: RNA-binding protein MEX3B-like
Exons: 2
Coding region: 302-589 (95 amino acids)
Molecular function (GO): RNA binding
Source: RefSeq, a predicted model, not a curated record